This is a messenger RNA of Acanthaster planci (crown-of-thorns starfish), 4708 nucleotides long. RefSeq names its product solute carrier family 66 member 3-like. Lineage: Eukaryota; Metazoa; Echinodermata; Asteroidea; Valvatida; Acanthasteridae. The record is from RefSeq and is a predicted model, not a curated record.
GUAUUUGAGUUACGUGAACUGAAUGGUGCACUUUUUCAAACAUUAAAAAUUGAUCAAGCAUUUCUGGACAAGUGAAGGCACUUUUUACCUGCCUAUUUGCCUAGUACUGUAUGUCAGACCCUCCUGAAAUCUAUCCUUGGGAGAUUGAAAAGAACUUAGGAAGAUUUCAGCGAAUGAAACUGGCGGUCCAGACAACCUGCCUGCGAAGAUCCUAGAAGAAUUCGCUUACGAAUUCAGUAUUCCAGUUUCUAAUAUCUUAAAUUCAUCAUUUAAGCAGAGUGUUGUUCCAUUCCAAUGGACGCUGGCUAAUGUUGUUCCGAUACCAAAAGUUCAACCACCCACCUUGCAGAAACUCAGACCAAUCUCUCUCCUCUGCUUGCAAAGGUCGCUGAAAGCUUCGUAAGCAAAUGGGUUAUCUACUCAAUUCUAAAUUGGACUUCAGACAAUUUGGCAAUUGAAAAGGUAUGUCCACCACUCACUGUAUUAUCGAUAUCUACAGUGUAUCAUCAUUUAAUCUCUGGUGCAAAUAGACCAGGUAACAUUGGCACAUUAAUAUUAACUAUAAAGCAUUUGAUACAAUAGACCACAUGAUGGCCAUAAAUAAACUUAUUGAGCUUGGGGUUUCCCCAUUGGUUGUCAAAUGGAUUGCUGAUUUUCUUACAGAACAGGUGUAUUUCGGCAGACAGGAUCCCCCAGAAGCCACCUACAAUAUUUCUGAUGUACACCUGCCUAAUGUGACUAGUGUCAAGCUCCUAGGGGUCAUCCUUCAGAGUAACCUGAAGUGGGAUGGUCACAUUGCUGACAUUCUAACUAAGGCUAAUCUCAAAUGGAGUAUUUCUUUCCUACACAUGAAUCUCAGAUAUUUUAUUGCUGUUUGGAUUGUUGCAUCCAGCGUGACUCCGCCAUGGUUCAUUAGUCUGUUGUUGACCUUAUCUACGCCCAUCUCAGCCAGUGGAAUGAUCAUCCAGAUUUUGGCAAUUUAUAGAAUCAAGGACUCUGGCUCAGUUAGUUUCUCAUCAUGGUUUAUAUCCUGGGCUACAGGAUUUUUACGACUGGUUACCUCCAUUAUAGCAGGGGAUAUGUUGGUUGUUUUCAGCUAUGUAUUCACAAACUCCCUGCGGGCUGUAGGUUGUAUUGUCAUUCUCUACUACCAACCAUCGGCCAAAAAGCUGACUUGACGAGAACAGUUCCUACAAGUGGAAUUAUUUCACCAACAGACUUUGCUUGCUGUCCAAGUGCAUCAAAGAGUUUUUAACAAGUAAGAGGUGAUUUAAAACUCAGAAUUUGAAUAUUGUACAUAAUAUGAACAUUACCACAAACAACACAAAUAUGGUAAGGCUGAGGGUUACACUCCAGUUCAAUCUUCUCUCUGUUUGAUCUUUUCUCUUGAUACUUGUUGAAAUAGUCUCUUGUGAUGAUUUAGUUUUAUUGGUCAGUUGGUUUGUUGUGUGGAGCAUAAAUUACUGAGCACCGCUUCAGCACUUAAGUGAACUGUCACAGCAAAAAAGCUGGAAGUUUGAGUUGUCAAAUAUUGAGAAAUUGGUAGAUUUCAAUUCAGCUGAAAAAGAGAUUUCCGGUGGUAUUUACAUGGAACACAGGGUAAAAGUACAUGGUAACAAUGUGACAUUAUUCUGGCAGCUUUGUGUCUUUGUUUCCGACAUUGUUUCAACAUUUCUGACCAGGCAUGAAUAAUUCUGUCAUCAAAAUUGCUGAAACAAAUGACGUUUUUAAAUAUAUGAUCUUGCGAUAUUUGCAAUUAAAUAGGAGAAAGGUUACUCUUUCCAAAUAUUACCAAACUCCGACACUGACUUCCGCUUCAGUAUUUUGACUUUGAACCGUCCAAAUAGGAAAUAGCGGAAUGCAACUGUACACUCAUUUUCUCAUGACAGGUCACAUUUGUGCAUAAGCCUGUAAGAACUCACAAUUCAGCGCCUGUGGCUGAAAGUCAGGAUGGCCAGAAUCAAGAAAACAGGAAAUAAAUGAAUACUGUGGUUUGGUCUCCGUAAACAGAGCACAGCAACAUAAAUGAAGUGUGGAUGAGUAUUGCCACGAAUUUUUGGAAAGAAUUCUAUAUAUAUAUAUGUCACUGAUUUUUUUCCCUUUAGUGACCUAUUUCUGAAAGCAACAAAGUGUCCUGGAAAGUCAAAUUUGGUCGGUAAAACGUCAAGAAUUAUUCAGAUCAGUCUCAUCUGGUUUGUGCAGAGGGUGUCAAGAGACAUCUGUAUGUGAAAUGCUUUCCUCCCAAAGUGUGUAGCAUUUGAAAUGCAUUACUCGCAAUGGCAAUCCCGCAAUGUACAUGUAAUUUGCCAGAAUUUCAAAUUAUCUUCACUCAGGAACAGAGGGCUUGGCCUUUCUGCAGUUGACCCUAACAGAGCUCAAUCCUCCCAUUUCAGUAUGAUAGGUUUUAAGCUGCAUGUACUUUACAAAUUUUGGUGGUCAGGUUGAUAUUCCAUUGUAAUGCCGGGUUGUAUUGGCCAGUUUCAGAAGUUUUAAAGGAACUUUAGGAAGUUUUAUCAGAGAUAUUUUCAUUUCAUUACUUCAAGAUGGUGGUUGCAUUACAUGGGAGGAUUUAUAUACUCAAUACAAGCAGCUGUAUUUUUAAUAAUGUUUUUAAAGACUGAUUCGUGGGCUCAAUUAUGGUGGUAGAAGUUCAUGUACAUGUCAGAUUUUGGCAUUAGUGUGGGGAAUGACCAUACAAAAAGGCACAUCCAAAAGUCACCACAACUUGGCACAAAUUUGUCUUCCAGAAAUCAAAUCCUACAUAUUUUCAUGACUAAAGGGUUGAAUGUAAUCAGUAAUAGGCACUACCAAAUGGAAAAUAUCUUUGACUAAAUACUGAUUAAAAUCCUGAAGAGGAAACAGUGGGGGCGGGGACAGUCUGACUGGAGGGAGUGCAUACUUAGUGCACUGUCAGGUGCAUGUAUGUAUAGUCUUAUUUGACAUACGCAAGGCGGAAUUCGAGUAUUAAAUCGAUGUGACUUUCUUAAGAAAUCACUUGCAUUAAGAACAGGGUGUAAAACUCUGAAUUUCUAUUUAUGCCAUCAGUAGCAUUCAUGAUACACACAGAAUAGCAAUUUACAAAUUUUAUCCAUUGUUACUUAAGAUCACACGUGGCCAUACAGUACAACCUUUGGGCACAUUAACAAGAGGAAGACGUGUGGCAUUUUGAAAAAAGGUUUCUUCUUUCUUAAAACUAUUCUUUUAUUUGCACAAAUGAUUACUUAUUACAGCAUUAGCCUCACUGUCCACUGAUGACUCAAGUCAUCAUUUCAGGAACUAAGAAACAGCAGUAUUAACUAACCAAAAGGAUCUACUCAAGGUUUAUUAUUUUAUCCUUAUUAGCUUUAAACCACUUAAUUCACAUGAAGAUUCCGAUAUCCUUUCCACAGACGACUGUGCUUUUUCCCAGUUGUUUCAAAAUUCCUGUGUAGUUCCAGCAUUUCACAUGCUCCUUUUCAAGAACACAUACACAUGGAGUUGAAUUUGCCUGUUUUCCUACAACACAAGGUUUUGUUGUGUAAACAAGGGUACCAAAACUAAUCAGUCCUGAAAUAACCACCACUGUAUUGCUUUGAAAUAUAGUUGAACCUCUUCUGAGGCAGCAGGAUUGUUUAGCCACUGGGCACACUCACAAAUUAUAUCAGUUCUAAUGUAACCUUAGUCAAGAUGUUUGUUAAGCCUGCUUUGUGCUAGCUUAACUUGGUGACCAACAUCUCUGCAUGCUCAUUGGCUGUGUACAGUGUGACCAUGAUAUGCAAAUCAGCUGAACACAGGUCCACCUGAUUUGCAUGGCAUAAUGGCUAUAUGAGGUCACUAUUUGCCCUUUAUAUUUAAACUGCACAGACUGCAGAUAGACAACUUGCUCCCCUGCUUGCACAUUGGUGUGUUGUGAAAGGUACAGCCACCUUGCUGGUAAGCUGCUUGCUGUAAGCUGGUAAGACAGCUGAUGACAAAGGCCUUGACCAAGGCUAGCCUUAAUGCAGAAACAGUCUGGUUACAUGCAUUCACCAUUACCUGGCAUCUUUGAGUGCUCAAUGGUCAUGUACAUGGAUUCAUAUACACAUGUUUGCCUUGGAAACAGAAGCUUACGUAACUUGCCAUUAUGGUUACUAUAUUGUCAAUGUUUGUUCGGUAGUUUAAUAUAAUGACGGGUUGGAUCACACAGUUUUAAUGCACACUUUAUAUUUGUAUUACAAAAGGAUAAAUAAAAAAUGUUUCUACCAAGUACAUGAUCUUGGGUUUUAAAAUGCAUUUAGAUUUAGGAUUUAAGGUCCACUAACACAGUGUAACUUGUAUGUCACAACUUUAGUUAGGACUAUCCCAACUACAUGUAUAGUGUUGCCAUGGUUGCAGUUGUAACAGCCCAACAACAUGUACCAAAAUUGCUGCAGUUAAUCAGCAAACCAUUCUCAUGGGCAAUACACGCUCAGAAGAAUGUAGUUUUUGUUGGUGUCCGAGGAGUUUUGCUGGAAGAGCCACAAAAACUGGAGAAUGAGAAACAUUUGUCAAAAUUUGCCAAGUAUACACAGAUGGGACAGUUCCAAACAAAGUUGAGACCAAUGCCAAUAUUACAUGCAUUUGAUUUUUACAAAUUAACAUAAAGCAUUUUUUAUUCCUUUGUGGUGCUAAACAGUUUAGUUACAUGUAGUUCUCCAGCUUUCUUCCAAGAUACAUUGGUUGAUUAAAUUAUUCCAUGGGAGAGCUGAAA